UACAGUGUUCGUUCAGAGAGCACUUGGGCUUCUGCUAGUGAUACAAUGUGAAUUUUAACGGGCACGAAUUUCAGCCACUCACAAAUAGUAUCCAUGUAAUAGUCGACCCCAUAACUUAACCUUAAAAGAAAUAGUCAAAAUAUUUGACUUUUAUUCGAGUAUGUACGGUACUUGAGUAAUAGUCGAUGUCAUAUAAUAGUCGAUCCCCUAUUUUAGGCCAGAAAAUCUGGCAUUUUCCUUAUCUUGUGUAACAGUCGACCCUAGAUCUUCACAGAUAUUAUCCUGUACAAAUUAUGAUAAUUUUAUUUUUGUACUAUUGUUUUGAUUUACAAUUUACACCAAUUUGGAAUCGGGUCAGAGUCUGGGUGACAACCUCCCUUUGUGUGUAGCUCAGCUGAGCUCAGUUCCCCUACAGCACCAGUGGAAUACAGUCAAACCUAGUUGAGUUUGAGCCUUUGUCAUUUUGUGAAGAAAAUGUCCUCCAGAAGAAACAAAAAAUAUACAGCAGCGUUUAAGCUGAAAGUUAUUGAAAUUGCAGAGAAGACAAAUAACUGUGUAGCAGCAAGAGAAUUUUGUGUUUCGGAGAAACUCGUGAGAGACUGGAGAAAGAUAUCGAACCAACUUCAGACUAUGCCGAAACGAAAGUGUGCCAACAGGGGUAAAUCUAGCAAGUGGCCACAAUUGGAGAAAAACGUUGCUGAGUGGGUACUUGAGAAUCGUCGAAAUGGAAAACAUGUUAGUCGUGAAGCCAUCCAAAUCCAUGCACGAAACAAAUCAAAGGAGGGUGGAAUUUCAGAUUUUAAGGCAAGUGCUGGAUGGUGCACAAGGUUCAUGAGAAGGCAUGACUUCAUACUUCGGAAGAGAGCUAGGAUUGCACAAAAGCUGCCUGCUGAACUAGAAGAUGGUGUAAAAAUGUCCUUCACGGAUGUUGGAGAAGAUGACUGUAGCGUGUUUGAUGGAUAUGAUAGCCUGGAAGAUGAUGCCAGUGACAGCAAUAGAAACCUCACCACAGAGGAUUCGAGCAAUGAUGUGGAAGAUGAGGAAGCUGGUGAGGUGCGGGACAUGGAGACUGAGUCAACAUAUGGAGGAGUGAAUGAUGAUGAGUCAUCUGUUGAUGGAGGACUUAGAAUUGCUACCUGUGAGAUGUGUGGCAUUACUGGAGCACGAGAGACCUUCUAUUCCAAGACUAAAAGAUUCUGCAGCGUCUCCUGUUCUCGAAGCUAUUCUUCCAACUCCAAGAAAGCCAGUAUCCUGGCUAGGUUGCAGGGAAAACCGCCUACAAAAAAGGCAAAGGUGUUAAACAAAGCCUCGUGGUCAUCUAAACUGGGGGCAUUUCUACAGCAACAGUCCAAUGGGAAGGGAUCAGAUAUUACUCAGAAUAACAAUUCAGCAGUUAACCAAGGAUUUGAAUGGGGAAAAUAUAUCGACGAACACAAAUGCAAAGCCGCCCCUGUCAGUUGCUUCAAACAUGUUCCACUUUUUGAUCAGUGGGAAGAUGUUCUGGAAGGAAUGAAGGUGGAAGUAUUGAACCUUGACUGUAAUCUGCCAAACAAAGUCUACUGGAUUGCACAUGUCAUAAAGUUAGCAGGUUAUAAGGCAUUGCUGAGGUAUGAAGGAUUUGAAAACAACCAGAAACGGGAUUUUUGGUAUAACCUGGGAACUGCAGAUAUCCAUCCAAUUGGUUGGUGUGCCACAUUUGGCAAGCCUCUUGUGCCUCCUCAGACUGUUCGAAACAAGACCACUGACUGGAGGGCCUAUCUGUUAAAGAGACUAAUUGGAUCUAAGACGCUACCAGUUGAUUUUCAUUAUAAGAUGGUGGAGAGUAUGAAAUACCCUUUUCGACCAGGAAUGCGUGUGGAAGUCGUUGAUAAGGCGCAAAUCUCACGUACGCGGACAGCGGUUGUGGAUACUGUGAUUGGAGGGCGCCUGAGACUGCUGUAUGAAGAUUCUGAAGAUGAUGAUUUCUGGUGCCACAUGUGGAGUCCCCUCAUCCAUUCAGUGGGAUGGUCCAAACGGGUGGGUCACAAAGUGAAACACCCAGGAGGAGUGACCAGAGCAGAUGUAAGCUCAUACCCAACGUUCAGGAAAGUCUUCUGUUAUGCUUUACCCCAUCUCUUUAAAAAAGUGCGAGCAGUUUAUGCUAAUAAUGAUUGGUUCGAAGAUGGGAUGAAACUAGAGGCCAUUGAUCCGCUGAAUUUAUCCACUAUUUGUGUUGCCAGUGUCCGAAAGGUGUUGUUGGAUGGCUAUCUGAUGAUUGGAAUUGAUGGAUGUGAGGCGGCUGAUGGUACUGACUGGUUCUGUUAUCAUGCUUCCUCUUGUUGCAUCUUCCCUGUGGGUUUCUGCAAGAAGAAUGACAUUGAAUUAACGACGCCUAGAGGCUGGGAGCAAUGCUUUGACUGGGAUACAUAUUUGACAGAAACUGGUUCCAUAGCAGCUCCUGCAAGUCUAUUCAUUAGGGAUAUUCCAUACCAUGGGUUUGAACCUGGAAUGAAACUUGAGGCUGUUGACCUGAUGGAACCUCGCCUAAUCUGCGUUGCUACAGUGACACGCAUAGUGAACCGUCUAUUGCGGAUCCAUUUUGAUGGAUGGAGUGAUGAAUAUGAUCAAUGGGUAGACUGUGAGUCCUCAGAUUUGUAUCCGGUGGGCUGGUGUGAGUUGACUGGCUAUCAACUCCAAAUGCCUGUAGAUCCAGCUCCUGAAAAGCCUGCCACUAAAUCGACAGAAGCCAGUAAGACAAAGAGGAAACCCUUUGGGAAGAAAAAGAGAAAACCACUCCAAAAGGUGACAAAACGUGGAACCAAGUGCAAGCCUGGAACAUUGGCGAAGGAGGAGCUACCUGAUGAUGAAAUCAUUGCAGUACAGGUGAAGGAGGAGACAGUCGAUUCAUCAACGCCACUGGACCCCAGCAACCUACUGAUUCCUGUAGAAAACAUUAAGCAGGAACCAGUGGACUGAGUGAGCCCGACAUCACUUCUGACAUUGCAGUGCGCCCAUGUGAACCGGCUAAUCUUCGACCCUGUAAGUGAUUGUCUUUUUGGACUGGUGUCUGAGAAGGAGAACUGCAACCGGGAGCCCUCGACCUCGAGCUGGAUUGAGUGGAUCUGACUGGUUUAAACUGGCUAGGACUGGAUCCUGCCACCAGAAGCAUUUUACACUAGGAUUCUUUUGUUCCUAAUUCCAGCCUGCCAAAAAAGGUUAUGAUUUAUUAAUCAGCCAGGAGAGUUCUGCAGUACUAAGGCGGUAAAAAUAUUGUGGCUGAAAAAGGCCAAUGUGUGUUUUAGAAAGUACAGUCUGUACAGGAGUGUCAGAUUUCUGUAAAACAUUAGUAUGGUAUUCAGUGCUCCGAUUUGACAGCCUGAAGUGUAUAGCAUUUAAACUGAUAGAUUUCCUCCUGUCCCUGAAGGUGUUUAUACCUUUACCCUUAAGUCCUUUUAUCUCACCCAUUUACCAUUCUUUGUGAGGGAACUUGAGCACAGAUCAGUGAUUUAAUUUUGUGGUGGUGAAGGAAGACACUGUAGCUCAGCCUCCUCUACCUGGUCAUUAGAUUCUACCGAUGCCACUGCUGGUGGUCAGUGGCAAGAAUUGUGCUUAUUCUCAAUUGUUCUUUACCAGUGCAUGAUAACAAACAUUUGGAGAUGCUGUCGUUAUCCCAUUGAGAAUGAGUUAGCUUGAUGCAGGUUGUCAAACCUCAUAUCGUGAUCUGCAUGAAACCACGUCACAAUGGGACUUUGCUUUACCUUCUCAUCUUUCUUUGUUCUACCCUUUGCUCAGUAACCCACCUGUUGUCUUAAAUACAGUGUCUCCUUGCUUGUCUGUAGUGGUAAUUUGCUGCUCUCCAGAAGCUUGGCCAUUUAGUUGUUGCUCGUGCGAAUGUUGGAAUCCAGCUAACGGGCUGAUCAAGCGUAGGAGCCACACAGUUUGACUGCAGUGUGUACGUGUAAACGUAUGAACAAGGACCAGAGCAGGCCAUUCAAGCGUUUGAUCCUGCUGCACCAUUCAAUAACAGCAUGGCUGACUUGAUUACUCCUCAUUCCAGCCUAACCUGAUAGUCUUUGACUGCCUUGCUUAUCAAGAAUCCAUCUAUCCCAGCUUAAAAAUAUUCAAGAUUGCUGCUUUCACUGCCUUUUGAAGAAGAGAAUUCCAAACGUUCAAUGACCUUUAUGGGGAAGAACUGCCUCCUGAUCUCAGCCUUAAAUGAGCGACCCUUGUUUUGAAAGAGAUGAUGAAACAUCCUCUCUACAUUCACCCUAUCCAGGGAGGGUGGAAGAGACAGUGGCUGGGUGAUACUGAGUCAUAUUUCCACAGACACCUUAAAGGGUUGUAAUUCUGGGAUAUUUUCCUCAUUUCUGACCAAGAAACUGAAGUUAAUUGUAAUUUCCUCAAUAUUGCUUUGGUCCAGACUGAAGUUUGAGACUGAAAUCUGCUAGAUCUAUCUAUUGUAUUAACCUGCUGAAUCCUUAGUGAAAGCUCCAUUCUUACCAUUUAAUAAUUGGGUGAAAUCUAAUGACGACAAGAAGAAAACAACUCCAGAAGAGAAACCAGUAUCAAUGGUAAAGCUGCACUGGAGCAUUUAAGAAUUUGUGCAGAAAUAGGAGUUUGUUUCUGUUUCAAGCAUUUUAUUCCUGCUGAUUUUCUAAUCCUUUGCAAACUAAUUCAUUUGAGCACUCUCCCUCAUGAGAAAUUCAAGUUCCACUCUAGAGAUUUGGGAUCAAACAUUUCAGCUCAUGUUCUUUUUGCAGUACUGAGAGUGCUGCUUUAUCAUUGAAGGUGGGAAUCCUUCAGAUGGUGGAUAAAUAAAUGCAAACUGUUUUUAAUGUUAGCUGUUUGUGGUAUAUAGGCCUCACUAACUGAGCAAGCAUUUGCCCACCCUUAACUUCCCUUGAGGUGAUGGUGAACUGCCCUUGUACUUUUGUGUCAGUGGAAACUUUUUUUCUACUUAUUUUAGUCCUUUUCAAAUUCCUUCACCACCUCACUUCCCCGCAAUUAAAUUCUCCUUUUCUAUGCCGCAACAAGAAUAAUUGCUGCCUUAGUCCACAGCUGAUAGGGCAAAAAUAUCAGCCAUUCAAUACAAUUCAUCAGUGUCUGAACAAAAAAUUGCAUCACUAUCCUUUCACUAAGUCUAAAUGAGAUGUUGUCAAGCAUUCUGUCUUAGAUGCUGACUGACUUACUAAUCCUUUUCAGCGCUUUGUUUUCAUUUGUAAUUUUCAAGCUUUCUUCCCACCUGGUACCUCUCUUCACCCUUCUCUUUGCCACUCCGUCUCUCUUUGUUAUUGCUUGCUGUUGUCCUCUCUCACUCUGCCUUCCUCUCAUACAGUCUCCUGCUGCCUCUCUGUCCCUCUAUCUCUUAAGCAAAAAAGCUGAGUCCAACUCAUAGACGUUGGACCUUUGUUACAGAUGUACUCAAUUUCAUUAUUUUAUUGUGCUGUGUAAUUACUCCUAUAACACAAGCAGGAAGGCAAAGUUGGAAAUGGAUUCAUUUUAUUUCUAUCUGAGAUUUCUAAUUUUAUUAACAAAGUCUUCAGAUUCAGUUUUGGUCCUGGCAUUUGUUUUCCACUUUUAAGCAAGGUAAACUUUAAUUUUUGAUCUGUAGAGCUAGUGCAGCUUUCAAGAAGAAUUCCCUUUUGUGUACCUCCAAGUAAUUUUAUAAACCUGCGAGUAUGAUCAUGUUUAGUUGAAGUAAGUUUUUCUUUGUCAACGCACUGCCUUCUAGUGUCUGCUGUUCUGUUUGAGUAUAGGCUUUGUGAUUUUUUUUUAAGAGAGAGCUUUCCUCACUCUGAACCCAUGUAGAAUCACCGGGUUCAGAUGGAUUAUAUGGGAAAUGGGCAUUGCCUAGGAAUAAUUGCAGAAUAGAUAUUUUUUAAUUUAACUUGUUCACACACCUCUCUGGAGCAAGUGGAUCUUGUCUCCAGACCUUCUGAUCCAGAGGUGAGGAUAGUGCCACCACACCACAAGAGACCUACGAUUGCAAACUGUAGAAUCAAGAAGAUUGACUUGAUAGCUGGGAUUAAUUAGAUGCUGUUAAGUCAAGGAUUCAGAUGGUUUCUAGGGAAUACCAGAGUGUGAUUGGUGGUAUUGCUGUUGAAGGGUUUUGAUGUCUAGAUUCUCAACAAAUCUAGGUUAAAACUAAAGCUAGAUGAAAUUUAAAAACUUGAAGAAUGAAUUGCUCGUACAUGUUUUAAUACAUAGAUAAAUGUGGUUGAAGUCAGUUGUCAGAAAUGAAAUAAAGUGAGUAUGUGAAAGAAGUUAUUGCACAUUCUGCAGUUGCAGUGUGGACACUGAGCCCCUCCCCUGCUUGCUCUUUGUAUCUCUAAUCAUGAUGUACAGGCUUGUGGCUACAUUAGUGCAGGUAUGUCAAGAAAUCCUUUUCAGUUCACUAGCAAGAAAUUUGGACUUUAGUAUGUAUCAUGGGAACUAAAUUUUUAAUUCAUGUUCUUCAAAUGUGUAUAAAUUGUGAAGUAUUUUGUGAUGUAAUGCAAGUAUGUAUAUUUGUCUAUUUUUAUAAUAUCUUGUUUGAGAUUGAUAUGCAUUAUUACAAAGUUAUUUUUUACUUGUGCUCAGUAACUUAAAGGGCCUUCAAAGUUAAUGAUCCUCUACCAAACCCAAUAAUAAAAUGUAAUUUUUAAUAAUAGAGGAUAUACAGUAAGAGAUUGUGAAAAUAACUGGUCUAUAAAUUCAGUAGAAUGCAAGUAGAUCAAUUUGUUGGUAAUUUUUGUUCUCCCUUUCCCAUCCCCAUUCUCUGCAACUUUCUGGCUUCACCUUCAAUGCAUAUGCUAACAGUGGAGAUGCAGAUUUACUUCUGAGUCUUAACUGCCUUUUCUAUUGGGUUGAACUGAAGCACACGCGGGACAAGUUACUUUAUUUGAUGUUUCAUACUUCUUACUAUUUACUGGCUGAGUUCCAACUAUACUUCAAUUAUGUAUGGCUUUGCAGGUGGCCUCUGGUAUAUCAAAACCCUGAGUUGGUGAGUAAUAGCAGCUGAACUGUGGUGGGCAUUGCAGCCUCUUUAUUACAGCUGUUCAUGUGUAAAAUGUCGUGCAGGGUUUGCUGGAUAUUAAUAGCAGUGUGUUCUGAAGGAUCACUGGACUGACAACAUUAACUUUGUCACUGUGUCCACAGAAGCUGCCAGACCUGCUGAGUUUCCCCAGCAAUUUCUGUUUUUGUUUCUGAUUUCCAGCAUCUGCAGUUUUUGACUUUUUUUUUUAACUCUUCCUUUUCCUACCCUUUGCUUGCUUUCUUUCAUUUUCUUUAAAUGAAUCCAUGAAUGACUUACUCCUGGCCCACUGGUGAUGUCAGUUUUUUGCUUGUCUGCCUACAGCAGUCUGUUACUGGGCAGCUUAAAGGAUCAUGCAAUUUAAAUCUGUGUCCACUAGUUCCUGAUCUUUGCACAGUGGAAGCUGUUUCUACUUAUUUAAAUCUUUUGGAACAAUUAAAUCCUCCUUUCUUUUAUACUCCGUAGAGUACAUUUUCAGCCUUGGCCUGUUACUGACAGGAAAAUAUCAGACAUAUUCAAUUCAUCAGUGUGUAAAGGAGAAAAUCACUAGCCCUUCACCAGCUGUCUUGAAGUAGAAUGUUAUGAGGGACAUGGCCUAAGCCCUGCCUUUAGAUGCCAAACUGACUUGCUGUUCCUUUCCAGCAUUUUUAUUUUGAAUUUUCCAGCUUUUAAAGCAGUCAGUCCAGCAAACUGCAUAAUGAAGAUUUGUUACUUUCUCCUGAAUCCCUCCAUGUCUACUAAUUUGCAGGAAAGUGCACUGUUCCAAUAUUAGUUCCAGGAACUUGACAACAAAGAAGUUACCUAAUAAAAGCAACCUUGAACAUUGCUGAAAAGAUGUUCUUUGUGUCUCACUCAUCAGGACAAGUACAAGAAUGCCAAAUUUGAAAUGAUCACAGCAAUGGCUAGAAUCAUGGCAACAUCUCAGCCAAUCAGAGCUAAUUUGUCAAACAAUCAUAAUCAUUGUCUUGUUGAGUUUUUGGCAUUCUUGCAUCUGUCCUUAUGGGUGCACAAUGAAAACCUUCAGCAACAUAGCCCUCUCUCUUUCCAGCAAUGAACAUGUUUUGUGCCACAAAACAACUGUGUUGGAUAAGCAACAAGAUGAGAAAUAAAUUACUUACUCUCUACAGAAGAACUGGUGCUAAUAAUGAGCAGAGAUUAGUAACUUGCAUUUCCUAGUUUGGGGAUUGCUGCGCUUUUUAAUUAAUUGGAUGGUCAAUCUGAAACAUAAUCUGUUCACUGAGACUUUGUUAAUAUUUAUAUUUGCUAAAUUGUAAGGGGUUAAUCCUUGUAAUGAACAUUGAUUAUGUCAAUAAACCAUAUUUUGUAUGAUGUCAA
Molecule: messenger RNA, 8326 nt
Organism: Chiloscyllium plagiosum (whitespotted bambooshark)
Lineage: Eukaryota; Metazoa; Chordata; Chondrichthyes; Orectolobiformes; Hemiscylliidae
Gene: l3mbtl2
Product: L3MBTL histone methyl-lysine binding protein 2
Biological process (GO): negative regulation of DNA-templated transcription
Cellular component (GO): nucleus
Molecular function (GO): zinc ion binding; chromatin binding
Source: RefSeq, a predicted model, not a curated record